GAAUAUUAUUGAAUCUUCACUAUUAUUUGAUUCUCUGUAAUAUACCUUGAUGCAGUUCCGUGCAGCAAUUCAGUUGCAGUUUGACUUUCAUAGGGCUAUUUACAACCUCGGAACUGUUUUGUAUGGCUUAGCCGAGGACUUGCUAAGAAUCGGGGGAUCAGUCAGCCAUAAUGAUAUUUCGCCCAAUGACUUGUAUAGUCAGUGCGCUGUCUAUAUUGCAGCUGCUCACGCAUUGAAGCCAAAUUACUCGGUCUACCGCAGUGCACUGAGGCUAGUCCGUUCUAUGGUAAGAGUGCUUUACAUAAAAUCAACAGAAAAUGUACAUAGUUCUAGUUAA
Molecule: messenger RNA, 337 nt
Organism: Spinacia oleracea (spinach)
Lineage: Eukaryota; Viridiplantae; Streptophyta; Magnoliopsida; Caryophyllales; Amaranthaceae
Product: protein HLB1-like
Exons: 3
Coding region: 50-337 (95 amino acids)
Source: RefSeq, a predicted model, not a curated record